Molecule: messenger RNA, 1771 nt
Organism: Aspergillus caelatus
Lineage: Eukaryota; Fungi; Ascomycota; Eurotiomycetes; Eurotiales; Aspergillaceae
Exons: 3
Coding region: 405-1700 (431 amino acids)
Source: RefSeq, a predicted model, not a curated record
GGAGCUUAUCCACUGUCCCCUGGAAUUUUGUUCAGGAACAAUCCAAAUCAGGCAGGAUAGGCGCGAAAACACGUAUCAGACCCAGACUCUUCUCAUCGGCAUCUUGUUCACCGAGACGAACCACCUACUUAUCUCUUGCUGUGGUCCCGCACCGAAGACGGAGAACAACUUCCCUAACCGCGUCAUCCCACUGCUUUCCAUCACCGCGUAACUGUAUCUUUUAAGUUCAUAAUUCAGCUUUAAAGGAAAGAGAAGCUCAAGUUCUCUGUUGCAUCUUUAAACACUUUGUCUGGCGUUCGUUUUGUUAACUUUGCGCUGCUUCUACCAGCUCUUCAGCUCCUAUCAGCAGUGCAGAUCUAGCUCUUUUCUUUUCUUUUCUUUUUUUAUUUCAUCAGUACAACACAAUGGUGGUUUUCGUGGACUUGGACCAUGAUACAUUCAGCGGGGAUCAAUUUUCGCUUGGUCCCGAUGCUUUGCCCCAUCUCUUCGCUGAACCGGCGAAGUUGACAAUGUCCAAGUUGACGGUUGUCGGGGCUCCACAGUCCGCAAAGCUACCUAGUGACGAUGAUACUUCUACCGACCCAGCACGCGAUGCUUCACAGUUUCGCCUAGAAGAACAAAAUCAAAAUCAAAAUGCCUUCUCAGUUGCUCUGAGCUGCUAUCCGAUCGUUAAAGAGAUCGCCCGAUCAGUGGAUCUUAACACACUGCACGCCCUAUCCCGGACAUGUCGUCAAUUCCAUGCGAAUCUGGCACCCUACCGCCACCAACUAGUCAAGCAAACUCUACGCUGCGAGAAUGAAUACAUUGAGACACUAUCAGAUCUGCUGCGUAGCGGUACUCCGAUCCUCGACAGCGUCAAGUCCGUGAUCCGACUUCUAAGCCAAGAGGCCAGGAGCUCUGGGCGCCUAACUGCUGGCAAAGUUGCCAAAUGUGCCCGAGACAUGGUUGGCGAGUGUCGGCGAUGUUCCAAAGUGGUUUGUCGCAAUUGCACAGCCAAACCCCCAACCAGUAGUAUGCUUAGGAACCGCAUCCGCCGUCUCUGCACCACCUGUCAAACAGCACCACUAGCCGAUCUUCUUGCCUUGUCUCCUCCGAGUCUGUCUGCCUAUGAUACCCAGCCUUUGUCGUCCGAGCAGCCUAGCUUUACAACCGAAGCUUUUCAGCGUACUCCUUGUUCCUGUGCAGACUCUGUUUGGCUCUGCCAUCAGUGUGGGAUGUUCGUACGCAACAGUGACACAACGUACCGCCGAGUAUGGACAUGGCGGACCAGGUAUAGUACCUAUCUAGGAGGACUAGGCACUGGAAUUGGUGAAGGCUGUCAAGGAGUUAAAUGCGGUCGUGGAGAAACUUGCUUGGCGGCUCAAGAAAUUGAGUUAGAGGUAGAAUGCGAAGCAGACGGGUCUUCGGGUAGUCCACACGGAACAGGAUAUGGAAGUGUGGGAUCACAUAACCAUCCGAACGACCGUCAGGACAGCCGUGAAGAGGAAGUGCCCGGGUAUUUCCGACAAGAGAUCAUCGGAAUUGGAGGGGUUGUCAAACAUAAAGCCAAGAAACGGGUCAUGGUGGGGGCCUGUGUAGUUGAACAUGAGGAUGAGAGAGAAACGGGCCAGUAUCUGGUUCGUGAAGAGGCUGGGCAACAUCGAAGCUGGUGUGGAUGGUGCUGGAGAGUUAUCCCAUGCAAAAGUGACCUACAGAAGUGAUGCAGACAUCGAGAGAUUUAUUUUCAAGUUUAGCAUCGCAUAGCUAACAAUGGAUUUUCUACCACAAGCAA